AUGAACUUCCUUCUCAGUAAUGAAGAGAAUGAGGCCAUCGCCGCGGUCGAAGCUAUCAACGCGAUCAACAACACGAACACAAUCCGAUCUGGACAUUCAACAUGCCUACGAUUCAACCGAUCGGGCGACCUCUUGGCCUCUGGGAGGGUGGACGGCACAGUGGUCAUCUGGGAUAUCGAAACAAUGGGCGUAGCGAGGAAGAUGCGCGGCCACCACAGAAGCAUCACUUCGCUGAGUUGGUCUAGAUGCGGCCGGUAUCUACUGUCAGCGUGCCAAGGAUGGAAGGCUGUCUUAUGGGAUUUGAAAGAUGGCAAACGGUAUCGUGAGGUCCGUUUCCGGGCUCCGGCAUACAUCGCGGAGCUCAAUCCCUUCAACCAUCACCAAUUUGUGGCCUCGAUUUUUGAGGAUCAGCCGAUCCUCGUCGAUGUGUCAGACGUGACCGAUGUCAAAUACCCCCUCAGCUCGGCACCGAAACGCCCCGACAUCGACGGCGAACCUACCGAGAAACAGUUGAAAGACGACGCCAAACAGAUGACCACCGUCACGAUAUUCACCUCUACGGGAGAGCAUAUCCUUGCGGGAACCAACAAGGGAUGGAUCAACGUCAUCGACGCAAAGACUCGGAAGACGAUAUACUCAGAAAAGCCAUGCAGCGGUGUUAUUACAACAUUGCGCCUGAACAACUCGGGGAGGGUUCUCCUGAUCAACGCCCAAGACCGCAUUGUCAGAACCUUCCAUAUUCCAAAUCUCGCGGCCGAGGACCUCGACCUCGAUACCAUACACUUCACAGAAGAACACAAGUUCUCAGACCAAGUUAACAGGCUGUCAUGGAACCACGUCACGUUCAGUUCCGCGUCCGAGUACGUCGCGGCAUCAACGUACAACAACCACGAGAUUUAUGUCUGGGACAGAGGCAUGGGCAGUACAGGUCUGAUCAGAAUACUGGACGGCCCCAAGGAAGAGCAAGGCGUUGUGGAAUGGCACCCGGAUCGACCCUUCAUCGCAACGUGCGGCCUCGAGACGGGGAGAAUAUACAUCUGGUCCGUCAUACCCGAGCAGAAGUGGUCCAGACUUGCGCCCGACUUUGCGCAGGUUGAGGAGAACCAGGAGUACGAGGAACUGGAGGACGAAUUCGACAUAUAUGGCCAGGAGGAGCUGCAAAAGAGACGCUUAGACGCGGAGGAUGAGGAAGUGGAUGUCGUUACUUCCACGGUUAUCAAUGGGCACAUUAGCGAUGCUGGAGCCUUCCGAAUGCCGAUACUCUUCGACCUCGGAGAGAGCGAUAGCGAGGAAGAGUUCGUUGCGGUAUCUACCGGUACCAUGCGGAGAAGGAGUCCGGGUGCGGACGGUGAGAUACCGGACAGCGAAGUCGUGGAGGAUAAGAUGACCUCUCGAAAGGGUAGGAUUGGUGGCAAAGGUCGGAGAAGAUGA
Messenger RNA from Colletotrichum abscissum, 1431 nucleotides. RefSeq names its product WD domain-containing protein. The record is from RefSeq and is a predicted model, not a curated record. The transcript is spliced from 2 exons. Gene Ontology annotation, molecular function: protein binding. Lineage: Eukaryota; Fungi; Ascomycota; Sordariomycetes; Glomerellales; Glomerellaceae. Gene Ontology annotation, cellular component: Set1C/COMPASS complex. The coding region runs from base 1 to 1431 and encodes 476 amino acids.